Messenger RNA from Macaca mulatta (Rhesus monkey), 1969 nucleotides. RefSeq names its product family with sequence similarity 78 member A (gene FAM78A). Lineage: Eukaryota; Metazoa; Chordata; Mammalia; Primates; Cercopithecidae. The record is from RefSeq and is marked provisional.
CUUCCUUAUUUAUGAGUCUGCCGGCGCUCGCCUGCUUCCUCCGAAGACUUGAGGGAGAGUCUGCGAGCUGCCGUCCCCGCGUAUGAGGCACAGAAGGGCCGGAUGUCAGAACGACAUAAUUAUUCAUUAAACUACAAACUUUUCUUUUUUUAACCCAAAGAAUAUCGGUGAUUUUUGUCCACUGCGAGGAGAAGAAGAGCGAGCCCAGGGCUCGUGAAAUGCAGCAGAAUCCUUAUUUAUAAACAGGCCGAGGUAGUGAUAUAUGCGACCCCCCCUCUACUCAGUGACUUUUCUAUCCUAUGGAUAUCGGUCUUGAGAGUUGAGAUUGGAGAGCAGCGCCGUCUGCACUGGGUCCUGCAGCCUCCGUCCUUUCAAUGCCUGGUUUUCUCUGUGACUGCUGGCCUUCCCUGGAGAUCAGAGCGCUCCUGUGUGCCAUGGGCUGUAUUCAGAGCAUCGGAGGUAAAGCCAGAGUCUUCCGGGAAGGGAUCACGGUGAUUGAUGUGAAAGCCUCCAUCGACCCCGUCCCCACCAGCAUCGAUGAGUCCUCCAGCGUGGUGCUCCGCUACCGGACACCCCACUUCCGGGCCUCGGCCCAGGUGGUCAUGCCUCCCAUCCCCAAGAAGGAGACUUGGAUAGUUGGCUGGAUCCAGGCGUGCAGCCACAUGGAGUUCUACAACCAGUACGGCGAGCAGGGCAUGUCCAGCUGGGAGCUCCCCGACCUCCAGGAGGGCAAGAUCCAAGCCAUCAGCGACUCUGACGGGGUGAACUACCCCUGGUACGGCAACACCACGGAGACCUGCACCAUCGUGGGCCCCACCAAGAGAGACUCCAAGUUCAUCAUCAGCAUGAACGACAACUUUUACCCCAGCGUCACGUGGGCCGUGCCCGUCAGCGAGAGCAACGUGGCCAAGCUCACCAACAUCUACCGGGACCAGAGCUUCACCACCUGGCUGGUGGCCACCAACACCUCCACCAACGACAUGAUCAUCCUGCAGACGCUCCACUGGCGCAUGCAGCUCAGCAUCGAGGUGAACCCCAACCGGCCUCUGGGCCAGCGCGCCCGGCUGCGGGAGCCCAUCGCCCAGGACCAGCCCAAAAUCCUAAGCAAGAACGAACCCAUCCCGCCCAGCGCCCUGGUCAAGCCCAAUGCCAACGACGCCCAGGUCCUCAUGUGGCGGCCCAAGUACGGGCAGCCGCUGGUGGUGAUCCCGCCCAAGCACCGGUGACAGCCAGGGCCACCCGCUAGGUUAGACUCGCAAAUAAUAAUACCGCUGAAAACAAAACUCAGACUCACUCUUCAGUCAUUCAGCAAGAUACGACCAUUCUACCCUCUCCAGCGGGCGGAUCUCACUGUGCUGAGGCCCCCUGGGAAGGCCUCCCCGGCGCUCAGCACCUGCUUCCUUUCAGGGAGGGGGGAGACCUAAGCGGGACAGACAGACCCCACGUGCGCCCUCAGGGUCACCUCUGGUCUCCUUGCCUCUCCUUUUGCUCACAGCUUCAGUCACUCACCCGUAACAGAUUCCCUGAAACACUGCUUUUUCCGUUUUUCAAAAAAACUCCUCUUAUGGGGGUUCAGGGGCAGGAAGAGGAGGAGCCGAUUAGGAGGGAAGCUCCGGCCCCCGAUCAAAGAGACAGAUCCGCACUGCUGCCGAUUUGUGGCGCUGGCCGGCCUUCCCUCCCCGGGUCCCCCUGCCCUCUGUCAUGCGGCCUUAUGUAGACUUGCUUUGCCAAACUUUUGCCUUAAGCUGAAUUUAAAGGAAGAAAACCAAUUGGAGAAAGAAAGCAGGAUCUCUUUUCUACCGGACUUUUCCUCUUCUGCCACAGGUGGAGGGAGGGGUGGGGUCGCCUGGGAGGGUCUCUUGAGCCUUUCUUCCCAGGUGUCUUGGGAGAAGGGUGAGGAUGGGCGUUUAGACCUGAAACCAGCUGCUCACUCUUUCUUUUUGGCAGAAACAAAACCACAGGCAGAUUC